AUGGGACUAUCUCGGCCACCCAAUGGCGAGGACGCGACAGUGUCGCCUUUUGCCCCCGGUCCUAUUUCGAACGAGAUGGACGCUUUUGAUAACAAGCAAAUGAGCCACUUGCAAACAUCAGGGGAAGGGAACGUGGAGUGGAUGAAGGGAUUGGAUUUAACACGCUUGACACCAGACCAGCUUGCUGUUCUCGUAGCGGUGGGAAAUCUUCAUCUAACAUCCUUCGCUCACCACAAAUCUUUAAGCCAACAACUGCAAGACAUCAAGAGCGCCGUCGAGGUUUCUAAAAAAGGGUCGGGAGAGUCUUUCAGUCAAAAGAUUGUCUGCCGCUACCAAAGUUGGCUCCAAUCCUGCUAUGCAGACCCCCUCCGAUCACCAUGGAACCCAACAUUUGAACAAGCAUAUGCAGCAAAAGGAACAGGAAUUCGCUCAAAGAAUGACACCAGACCGUCCCAAGUCCAAGAAGCGCAACUCCAAAACCCCCGAGUCCAGCAAUACCAAGAUCAGCAACUCCAAGCUCAACAACUCUUACCUCAGCAGACCCAGGCCAAAACAAUCGAUAUUCGGGCAAUCGAAGCUGAGAUUCACAAAAUUCAGGCACUCCAAGCUCGGCUUAUCCAAUCUAAGGCACUCCAAGAUCAACAAUUCUCAGCAACUCAACAUCAAGUCCAGCAUCUCCCAGCUCAGCAACUCCAAACUCGGCAACUCCAAACACAUGCACUCCAAGAUCAGCAACUUUCAGCUAUUCAACAUAGAGUCCAAAAUCCCACAGCUCAGCAACUCUCCGCAAAGCGACCUAAACAACAUCCUCCACGGCGACCGGAGUCGCAACCGGUGGCCAAUGUGUACCAGCCUAUGCCUUUACCACAGGGACUAAACCGAGAAGGGAGCAAUUUUGAGGAGCAUGGAAGAACUCAAGACGAUUUUCAGGAACCACCGAGAUCUGUUCCCGCCUCUUCUGACUGGCAGAACGCUUUCGGUCUUGUAAACCAAGGAACUGCACAUGAGGCAUCUAUAGGCGGAACGCCGCCUGGAAUGUGGCCUGAAGCGCCGCCUACCAAGAGGGAAGCACCCACAACCCUCAAUGGGGGCUACCUGUAUGAGACUCUAACGCCGUGCAGGAAGAAGGGAAGACUUGAAGAAGUCAAAGAAGGAUUUUGA
Sordaria macrospora k-hell is the source of this 1161-nucleotide messenger RNA. RefSeq lists its product as uncharacterized. Lineage: Eukaryota; Fungi; Ascomycota; Sordariomycetes; Sordariales; Sordariaceae. The record is from RefSeq and is a predicted model, not a curated record.